CGACAACAUGAAGCACCCUGAUCUUUGUCUGCAAUGCAUUAGCUCCCGCACGUUUGCAUUCCCCGAUUGCCAAAGCAAGCAAAGCUGCGAAACAUUCCGAGAUCAAUGCAUGCGGCGCUAAGUCAGAGCCUGAACGUAGGUGAAUUGGAAAGUCUGAGCACAGACAGUUCCUCUCUUCUGGCUCUCUUUUCUCGCUCCCUCUUCUCGUGAAGACCUUCCGAUUCACUACCUCAGAACCUUCGACCAACAUCCCGCCGAACCAUCAAGCAAACAUACUGGCUACCGGAUGGCUAUCUCGAAUCCCGUCGACAUGGACGGCAACUUCAGCGCGACCAGCCAACCUCAGACCAACACCGACACCGCCAACACCACAGUCACUAUGCCCCCCGCCUUCCUUCGACUCCCCGCAGAGAUUCGGAUCCGCAUCUACGAAGAGGCCGUCGUCUCCGGCGUAACCCUCUUCCGCCUCGCGGAGCCCGCCCUGAUGCUCGUCUCCAAGCAACUCCGCAACGAAGUAGGCGACGUCUUCUACGGCUCAAACAUCUUCAAGUUCCAUCGUCACUCCUUCUACGAAGGCACGCUCAACGCUCAGUCGCUGCGCCAACUCCGCCGCCGAGCCGGCGACCACGCCAUUGGAGCCGUCAUGGUCGUCCGCGACGUCUGCUACGAUGGACCGGGUGAUAUCAAGCGCAUGUGGCUGAGCUUUCGGGUCCAGCUCUCCGAGAAAGGUACGGUUGAGAUCCAUACCGGCUCGGACUCGGCGCAGAAAUUGGUCAUUAUGGAUGAGCGUGUCACCCUCAAUUGGAAUCCGACUCGCGAAUUGUGUUUGUGUGGGUUGGCCCGCAUGGCGCUGCGUGUUGUUCCGGGACGUCAGGCGGUGCUCGACUUCAUGGACCAGUACCUGGCCUACGUCUACACCGAUCCAAAGGACAACAAGUUGUUUGUUUGUAGGACAUGCCAAGCUGGUCGAUCUCGCCGAUUGAAGUUGAGGCUCUGA
Molecule: messenger RNA, 997 nt
Organism: Zymoseptoria tritici IPO323
Lineage: Eukaryota; Fungi; Ascomycota; Dothideomycetes; Mycosphaerellales; Mycosphaerellaceae
Exons: 2
Coding region: 287-997 (236 amino acids)
Source: RefSeq, a predicted model, not a curated record